GAUCGAAGAGGAUCUUAAUGGAAAUCUUCAACAGCAACAGGACCAACAACAUCACCAUCACCAACACCAGCAGCAUCAUAACCAGACUCAACCAGUGAAGGAUCGAUCGCAGGUCAUUCUACAAAAAAUAACGACACUACGGCUGACCAAGAUAUCAGAGCUAAACCAGUAAACGGCGCUCCAUCCGAUAACGCGAAUAGCCACACACAUAUAGAUCCAGGCGCUGUUACAAGCACAAAUCCAUUACAUACUAAAUGGCUUAUGGCUACCGCCCUGAAAGAGAAAGGUAUUGCAUACAAAACAGGGACUUUUAGUUCUCAUGAGGAUGAGCUGAUUCGACAGACCAUUAAGGAUUAUGUGGCUCGCAACAACAUGCCUGAAGAUGCCAUCCAGCGUUGGUUCCAAAAUGGGAACGGUCGUGGGCGAUUUGAGAAGAAUGAUCUCAAAGCCUUGUGGGUUGAAAUCGCCGUUCGACUGCAGAACCGACCACUUCUAAACAUUUAUCUUCAUGUGCGACGCAUGUUCCACCCUCAAAAUAAUGUUGGCGCUUGGAGCAAAGAGGACGAUCAGAAACUUAUUAUGUUGUAUGCAAAGCACAAAGGACAAUGGACAACUAUCGGUACAGAGCUUGGGCGAAUGGCCGACAGCUGCCGUGAUCGUUAUCGUAACCAUCUUAAGGACCAGAGCACAAUGGUAACAGGAGCAUGGCAGCCUCAUGAGGAUGAAAAGCUAUUAUCGAUCAUGCAAGAGCUGGCUCUGGAGCAAGGGAAAGCAAAUAUUUUGGAUUCGAGUCCGAUGUGGACUUUGAUCUCGGAGCGGAUGCAAGGUACAAGGACUCGACAUCAAUGUCGCCACCGAUAUUCUCAGACUUUACAGCCUCGAUUAGAACGGGGUGAAUGGACGGCACCUAGUUCCGUUGCUGCAGCAGCUGCAGCAGCUGUAGCAGCGAAUGCAGCUGUAGCAGCUAAUGCGGCUGUGGCGGCCACUGCAGCAUCAACCACGGGUACAGCGAAACAGACAUCAUCAAAGAAGCAUAAACAGCAGCAACAGCAGCAACAGCAGCAACAAGAACAAACAGUCCAUGUAGAUGACAAUUUGGAACUCAGCCUAAGCUCUAGUAGUAACCAUGAUCAAACGAAUCAUCAUGGGGCUGGGGAGGACCAUUUGUCCACCGAUGUACAUAGUGCUGAGCACGACCCGUUUGGAUCUGCAGCAUUCAAUCCGUCUCUUCCUCUUCCAUCGUUCGUACCCAAGGCACCCAAGGGACCGAUUCGACGCCGCAGUGGACUGCAACAGCAGCUAGACUCGCUCAAAAUGAUUCAAGAAGAUGGUUAUACAGACCACACGGAUAUAAAAUGGGCGGAUAUUGCUCAAAGACUGCGUGAUAGAGUUGAAGAAGCGAAUGCAAUUCAGCUUGCCAAAAUCAUCCAAUCCCAUGACCGACUUGAUUCCAAGAAGCAACAGCAUCUCCAGGACAAUAAUGUUUCUGCUGCAGCUGCAGCUGCAGCUGCCUCAGCGGCCAUGGCGGCAGCCGUUUCUGCUGCUCAAGCAGAAGCUGUAGCAAGUCUGCAGCGUGUACCAGCAGCGAACCAAAUUGCGCGCACGUUUAUGUCCUCGCGUUGUAAAAUUGAAGGAUACAAGGAGAUGACACUACAGCAAGUGAUUGUGCACAUGAUGAAGGAUGUUGAGCGCAGAAUACAGCAAAGACGAGGUGGCUCCACUAAUACUCAAUCGACUGUUGGAACUCCUAAUGAAACAUCGAAUGGUUUAAUCUCAAAACCAUCUCGCUCGAGCGUUCGAUCUAGCGCUUCCAUUCAGCAGCAAGAAAUCAACGAUGCCGCACAACAGGCAGCUAUUGCUGCUCUCUCGGCUCAGUUCCCAUACCUCCAACAUCAUCAGCAACAUCAGCACCAACAGCAACAGCACCAGCAACAACAGCACCAGCAGCACCAGCAGCAGCAACAUCAGCAGCAGUCAACUUUAGCGCAGGCGCUAUCAAACUCUGCCACCACCCAACACACUUUGAAUCCCCACGCAUCCCAGGAAGCAGGUCAUUUAGCAAGAGAGGGCCAGAAUCACACACCAACACUUGAUCUAUCUUCAACAGAGUUAUCUUUAUCUUCUGGCCAACAUAGCAUGGCUUUGCACACACAGUCGCUACACGAGCUCUCCGUCGAACAACAGGCACAACACCAACAGGAGCUUGAGCAACAACAGCACAACCGAGAUCUAGCUGAACAGAUGUUGCACUUAGCGUUUUCAGCUUCAGACAUGAGUAAUAUGUUCGAUUCUAUUGGAGCGCUCUCAUCAUCCAUUGCAGCCAGCUCGCCUUCUUCUGCAGAUAUGUUUUUGAUAGACAUGGCCUUGAAGCAAAAACAGGCUACACGGCGAGUGCUCGAUGCAUUGAACUCUGUUGAAAAUAGCUUUGGUACCAAUAAUGAUUUUAUUCCCGACUCUAGUGACGAUGAAGACAAGGAGGGCGGGCUUGAAAGCCUCGGAAUUAUUGAGUAGUAUUAAUAUUAAAUCAAAUUUUUAUGGAAAGUAGAAAAUAUAUCUGGCUUUUUUAUAUAUUUUAUAUUUAUUUAUUUUAACAUUUGGAAGAGCCAAUA
Lobosporangium transversale is the source of this 2609-nucleotide messenger RNA. RefSeq lists its product as hypothetical. Lineage: Eukaryota; Fungi; Mortierellomycota; Mortierellomycetes; Mortierellales; Mortierellaceae. Gene Ontology annotation, molecular function: DNA-binding transcription factor activity; transcription cis-regulatory region binding. Gene Ontology annotation, cellular component: nucleus. The transcript is spliced from 5 exons. Gene Ontology annotation, biological process: regulation of DNA-templated transcription. The record is from RefSeq and is a predicted model, not a curated record. The coding region runs from base 262 to 2511 and encodes 749 amino acids.